CUAAAUUAAAAUGACCCUGCCUGCACAUACAGAGCGUUCAUUUACAUCUUCGGUAAUCAACAACAUCCGCCGCCUCAUGGAUGCCCAAGUCAUCGUCGUCCUCUCGGUGUCCAAGGCUGUGGCUACAGCUCUGCUCCGCAGCUAUAAUUGGAACGUCAACAGAUUUCACGAGGAGUGGUUCGCCGACGAGGAGAAAGUGCAGAAGGAGCUGGGUAUGGGUAUCGUGUGGGCCCAGUGAGAGCUCCAUUUUAUUUGGUACCGGAGAAAUUAUAUUGAAAUCACCUGCGCAAGUUAUCACCGGAACAGUCAGCGACAUGAGUCCACCCAACCUCCUAGUGUCUUCUUCUUCUCCCUCUUUUUAUUCUUCUUCAUCCGCUGCCUCCCUUUAACGAGUAUCUUUAUGGUACGAUGAAUGUUGAUAGCUUUUUUGUCUUGAUUUACUUUUUGUUUUUGUUUUACCUUUUCUCUUACUUUUCAAUUUAUUAUUAAUGAAUUUAGUUUUGGUUUUUUAAGUUUUUUAUGCUCCGUACUACGUUUUACUCCGUAUUUUGCAAAUUCAUCUAAUGAAUUUGAUUUUCUGCAAAAAGUUUAUUAUUUAUUUUGACAAAUCUUUUUCAUUGACAAUGAAAUGAUAAACAUUAUCAUGAAAAACAUUAUCAGUGCUAGUAAUGUUGCUGGACGGAUUUUCUAGUUGAUGCUUUGGGAGAAGCUGCUAUGGGCAUCCUGGAAUGUAAAAAAUGUGCUAACUAGAGUUAAUUAGUAGUUUAAUGUCAUUAUAGUUGUAUAUGAUAUUGUAGUGUAAUGUCAUUGUUUAAAAUUAGUGAUAGUGUUAUGAAAAUGUCAUAUUUUUAUACAAUGUUGUUACGAGUGAAUAAUUAUGUCAAAAUGUAGAAAUAAAAAUAUCACAAUGUCCAACCUUGUAAUUAUAAACAUGAUCAAUA
Cuscuta europaea is the source of this 941-nucleotide messenger RNA. The record is from the annotation of a GenBank genome assembly. NCBI's taxonomy places the organism in Eukaryota, Viridiplantae, Streptophyta, Magnoliopsida, Solanales, Convolvulaceae.